Messenger RNA from Penicillium cinerascens, 645 nucleotides. RefSeq names its product putative lactoylglutathione lyase (Glo1). NCBI's taxonomy places the organism in Eukaryota, Fungi, Ascomycota, Eurotiomycetes, Eurotiales, Aspergillaceae. The transcript is spliced from 2 exons. The record is from RefSeq and is a predicted model, not a curated record. The coding region runs from base 1 to 645 and encodes 214 amino acids. Gene Ontology annotation, molecular function: metal ion binding; lactoylglutathione lyase activity.
AUGGCAGACAAUUCAUUCGCAUCAGUUCCACCCAACGAAGUAGGCGUCUUCGCUCCGGGCGGUCCAACACCAUCCUUCAACCCACGCGCAUCGCCAACAACAGCCGACUACCGCCUCAAUCAUAUAGCACUCCGCAUCAAAGACCCGGGCCGCUCCCUACACUUCUACGUGGAUCUCUUAGGUAUGCGAGUAGUCUUCUCCAUGAACUCGGGCCCCUUCACGAUCUACUACCUGGGCCACCCGCCACCAGAGACAAAUCUAGAUGAGUGGGCAAAAACCACCAGUGAGGUUCCCGUCAUGACGCGGACGAGUGGUCUUUUGGAGCUUUAUCAUGUGCAUGGGUCUGAGGAUGGAGAUGGGUCUGUGUCGACGGGCAAUGUACCGCCUCAUUUGGGCUUUGCGCAUUUGGGAUUCACGGUGCCGGAUGUGGGCGUUGCGUUGGAGAGGUUGAAAGAGGCGGGGGUGAAGGUUUUGAAGGAUGUUGGAGUUUGCACUAGAAAGUCGGUGCCGUUGUCGGAGUGGGAGGAGGAGAGAGGCGUUGGCUGGGGGCAAAUUCAUCCCAAUUAUGCAUGGUUCUUUGAGAAGUUUGCGAUGGUGGCUGAUCCGGAUGGGUACUCGGUGGAGUUGAUCCCUCAAAAUAUCUAA